UCCCAUAAUCCUUCACUCACACGUAAACAUUAACCCAGAUGAUACUACAGCUGGAGCUUCUGAAAAGAUUCACAUCAUGAAAUGACACUAAAAGAGACUCAGAGGUCCCGGGUCGGGUCGGUUCGGCGGAACACACUGAUUUAAAACCCUUGACAUGAGUAAAAGAGACCGGAGAGACUCAGGCUUUUCAUUUGACAUGCGUUUACACAGCUAACGAGGUGAUGUGGCCUGUAGGUUAGCUGUCAAGCUAAAGGAAAAGCCCAUCAACUGUUCGCAUUGCAUUGAAAUAAAAUGAUGUAGCUGGACUUGAACCCGAGGAAAGGGACAGACAUUAGCGACAGGAUGAAGAAGUCACGCAGUGUCGGAGCUUCUUCCUCGCUCAAUGGACUCGGACAACAAGAUGGCGAGUCCCGACGGAAGAGGAAGAUGGCGGAGAUCACGCAGGCCCUGAACGGGACGCCCGUGGAUGUGCCCGCUCUGAGGCGCAUGGCCAUCAGUGAAGGAGGUCUUCUGACCGAUGAGAUCCGCCGCCAGGUGUGGCCCAGACUGCUCAACGUGUCUGUAGACAACAUACCUGAGCAACUAGAGACGGUCGAUCGAGACAACAACAAGGACUUCAACCAAGUGCUUCUGGACGUCCAGAGAUCCCUCAGACGCUUUCCUCCAGGGAUGCCAGACGAGCAGCGCGAGGGACUUCAGGAGGAGCUGACUGAUAUUAUUCUGCGGGUGCUCGCGAAAAACCCUCAGCUGCACUAUUAUCAGGGUUACCAUGACAUUGUGGUGACCUUCCUCCUGGUGCUCGGGGAACGACUUGCCACUGCCCUGGUGGAGAAACUCUCCACUCACCAUCUCAGGGACUUUAUGGACCCCACUAUGGACAACACCAAACACAUCUUGAACUACCUGAUGCCCAUCAUCGAGAGAGUGAACCCUGAAGUGUACGACUUCAUGCAGCAAGCUGAAGUGGGCACGAUUUUCGCCCUCAGCUGGCUCAUCACCUGGUUCGGACACGUGCUGUCAGAUUUCCGUCAUGUGGUCCGGUUGUACGAUUUCUUCCUGGCAUGCCAUCCCCUUAUGCCUAUAUACUUUGCUGCUGUGAUCGUCCUGCAUCGAGAGGAGGAGGUGCUAGACUGCGAGUGUGACAUGGCCAUGAUGCACCAUCUCCUGUCCCGCAUCCCGCAGGACCUGCCGUACGAGACUCUGAUCAGCCGCGCGGGAGAUCUGUUCGUUCAGUUCCCUCCGUCUGAGCUGGCCAGAGAGCGCAGUCAGCAAACCGCCGUCUCCACCUUCAAAGACUUUGAGUUGGCGUCCACGCAGCAGCGCCCGGACACGGUUCUCCGGCAGAGACGGGUGGAGCAGCAGAAGCGCACGCUGGAGGCCCAGCGCAGCACCGUGGCAGUCGUGCAAUCCACGGGACGGCGCUUCGUGAGGCUAGCGGUCAUGGGUUUGACUGUGGCGCUGGGGGCCGCGGCUUUAGCCGUGGUAAACUCUGCCCUGGAAUGGGCUCCCAAGCUAGACUUACUCUUCCCGUGAAGGAGCCAAUCGACAGCGUCUCAAUUUGAGGACUGAAUGUUUGUUAUUAUGCCUUUUUUUUUUUUUAGGUAUUUAUAUACGAGUCGGACUAAUGAAUAAAAUAUCGUGCGUAUGGUUAUUCUAAUUUAACAAGUUUUUUUUUCCUAGAGUCUGACAUGAAAGGAAAAUGUUUCCUGGAUCCACAAGAACGUCAAUUAUUGUGUCGAGAUAAAUGUACAGUAGAGGUAUGUACACUCCACGGCUCAUUCAUGAAACACGACCGCUGCACAUUUUUGUGUAAAUCAUCCUUCUUGCGAGUCUUUUUGCAUAAGGAUACUUUUACGAAUAAUUGAGAUUCAUGUGAAAAAACGGCAUUCAAGUACUUUGUUCAUAAAACAAUUUUUAUGUAAAUUGUCAAAUUAAAUUGACGACUAUUUUAUUUUCGGAAGUUUGUAUACACUGAUCGUAAAACAAUUUUUAUGGACAUUUUUAAUCGAAUAAUAGUUUUGUUUUUGUUUAAAAAAUUAUAUACAUUUGAAAUUAAUCUAAAAACAACCAAAAUGUACAUUGAUUGUCAAGCUAUUUUUACUUAAAUUGUCUCGUUCGAUGCGGAAAUUUACAUAAAAAUACCUUGACAAAUAAUGUACAUUUUUGUUUUUGUGCAUGAAUUUAAACUCAAUCAUUAGUUUUAAAUGCAUUCGCUUAAAUUCGACAACUUUGCCAACUAGAAAUUUGUCUUGUGAAUUUCAAAACAAAAACUCACUUAAACUCUUUUGAAUUCAAAUCAGUGUGAAAAUUUACAUUAAAAAUUGUUUUACGAACAAUGAACAUGAACUUUUAAAACAAAAGUAAACCGUAAUUGCUAACUUGUUGCGUUCAAUUCAAUGCGAAAAUUUACACAAGGAUGAUUUUACGAGCUAUGUACAUAACUAAAGUAAUUUUAUGAUAUUCAUGUACUUGGCUCCUAAUUCAUUUUUGUGAUGUAAACGUGACUGAAUUGAAUGUAACAAUUUAGUAAUCAUAGUUUUUGUUUUAAAAUUUACGUACAAAAUAAUAUUUGUGUAUACAUACGUACAUUAUCAGACUAAAUUCACUGCAACAAUUUACUUAAGAAUUAUUUUCUGAACUGUGUACGUUUUUUAAGGGUGAUUUGAAAUGAAUGCACAAAAAAGCAUUAACGUAGAUUGUAAAUAUUUUUUUACGCAAGUUUUCACACUAAAUUUAAUGCAACAGUUUACAUAGAAAUGCUUUAUAAACCAUGUACAUAACAAUAGUUUAAGCUAUUUUUUGUUUUGAAAUUCAUCUACAAAAACAUUCACAUUUGUAAAACUAUUUUUCUGUAAAAUGUCAAAGUGAACUGAAUACAAGAGUCUACGCAAGUAUGCUUUUAUACUAGUACAAGUCCUUUGUAAAACCAUCCAUUUUGCGGAAAUUAUACAUUUUGCUUUCACAAGUAAUGUAUGUAAAGUUUUUGUUUUUUGAAACUCACAGAAACAACAUUCAAACAAAAACGGUUGAUUUGUAAAGUCAUUAUUAUGUAAAUUUACAAAAAAAAAUUACAUUACAAAAUUAUCUAUGCAGAAAUUUGGUUUACUUGUGUUUCAUGAUUGAGCUGCUGUGUUUUAUUUAAAAAUAUAUAUGCAUAUAUAUUGAGACCAAAAUAUUUUAGAGCCCCUGUUCAUAGAAUUAGCAAUUAAUUUGGUUCAGGGCCCCUUAUUGGCAGGAAUCGAAUUAGUUCUGUGUAUGUAAAAUCUUAGUUAAGAAGCAAUUGUAAAACAGCAGUGGAUGAAGAGUCAUUUUAUUAUGUUUCACUACAUUUCAUUUUUUUUCUUCUCCAAAUCACCUUAAUUGCAGUAUUUUUUUAUGAUAAGUGCUAAUACUAAUACAUUACGUACGGUUUUCAUGAAUCUCAGAGCUGGAAUUGAACCACUUUUAAGUAACUUGAGAUAUUCUGGAGUGUGUAAGUGCUAAACGUGAAAUACUUCAAGUAGUUUCUGUAAUUUAACUCCAGGUUAGUGUUGAAUCAUGGCACAUUGUUAUGGUUAUUUUUAUUGUUUAAAUGCUGUUCACAAAUGAUCGUUUCCACUUAACAACAUCUAAGCUUAGAUUAACAUCCAAGUGGAUAUUUUCCAUUAUUCUUAUAUUGCUAUAUCAUGAUUUAUUAAAAUAACAUGCUGCCAUCCACACAAUACUACUGUUCAUGAUAACAUAAUCACUGCUUUGAUUUUGCAUUAAUUUUGCACUAAAGAACAAGCUUCUUUCUUAUUUGUUUGCACUUUGAGAGAUUGUUAUAAGUGGUCUCUGUUUCUCUUAAGUUAAUGUCUCACAUUUGACCAUGUUGCUAAAUAUGUUUCAAUAAAAAGAAAGAUAAAACGA
Pimephales promelas (fathead minnow) is the source of this 3888-nucleotide messenger RNA. RefSeq names its product TBC1 domain family, member 20 (gene tbc1d20). Gene Ontology annotation, cellular component: endoplasmic reticulum membrane. The record is from RefSeq and is a predicted model, not a curated record. Gene Ontology annotation, biological process: endoplasmic reticulum to Golgi vesicle-mediated transport; positive regulation of GTPase activity. Gene Ontology annotation, molecular function: GTPase activator activity. Lineage: Eukaryota; Metazoa; Chordata; Actinopteri; Cypriniformes; Leuciscidae.